AUGAAUGCAAAUUUUAAAAGAGAUGAAUGCGUAAAAAGCGGACUGAUAAAUAAUCGAGAUGGAACAGCAGAUUGGCAACAUAUAGAUAAUAAAAAGGCACCAUUAGCAAGCGGUGAAUUAGAUGAAGCGAAGGAUGAAGCACGAAAAAAUGAUAAUCAAUUUUUGGAGCUAUCAUCAUCAUCACAACAACAACAACAACAACAGCAACAACAACAACCAGAACGACAACAGCAGCAGCAACAACAACAACUACUACAGCAGCAGCAACGACAACAACAACAACAACAACAACAACCAGAACAGCAAGUGAAUGACAAUUUGAAAGAAACGAAAAGUGACGAUGAUAUUCAUCUGAAUGAUAACCAGUCAAUUACAGGAAGAUCAUUUGGUGUGGUAUACCUUGAAUUUAACGAUGAAGUUAAACGUGCCCUUUUACCGCCAUCCGUUCGUAGCAUUGACACCAUUCGAGCGCUAUUUUUACGAUCCUUCCCACAGCUAACAUCACAAUACCUUAGCUUACCUUAUGUGAAGAUUUAUAUUCAAGAACCGUCAAAAGGGCAACUCUUUUACGAGCUUGAUGAUCUCAGAGAUAUCAAAGAUCAAGCUGUACUAAAAUUACGUGAACAACUAAAUGGAUACCAAACAACACAAUCGAACCGUUUUGUCAGUAAUCACUCAUCAUUUGAUUAUUUGAGUGAAUCAGAAAUUGACCUAAUGGAUUAUCGGAAUCGUGUGCCAACACAUCGUUAUCGACCGGCAAGUGCAUUGGAUAGUCGAAUGCUUUCUGCUACGGGUACUAUCAAAUCAACCAGAUCUCCGAUAUCACCACGUUAUGAUCCUUACUGUGAUCCAUAUGCCAGUGAUACAAGUAGUCAAGAACGUUCUGGAUCAGUUACACCAGUAAUCGAUAAAGAAGCAAGGUUCCGCAUGGAAUCGAUGGAACGUCAACUAGCAGGUUUAUCUUCUUUGGUCCACUCGGCAUUGAUAAGCAAAGGAAUGAGCGAAACGAGCCAACGAGAUAUGCAAGAAUUACGAAAACAAAUUUUAGCACUUCAUCCAGAUGGUAAUUCUACAUGUAACUCAAAAAGAAGUGCGGAUGCGAAUGUUUUGGACACAAUCUUAGAUGAACUUACAAAUACGGUACAACGUGAUAUGCGUUCUAAAUCAAAAUCACCCAGUUCAGCAAUAUCAUUUUUAAACGUCCGGAAUGGUCCACCAAAACCACCGGAACGUCAUUCAACAACCGAUGUUCGAAAUCGUUUUACAUCAUGUGAAAUCCAAGAAAUGCAACGUCGAGCAAUUGAAAGUGUUUCACCUUCUUCAGGAAAUCGACUGCCAGUGUCGAUCGAACUAGAUGGACGUCAAGAAAAAUUAAUUCAAAAGCAGCGACAACUGCACAGUCAAUUUGAACAACUACAACAGCUGUGUGCACCUUCUAAUGUUAUUUAAUAAAC
Messenger RNA from Loa loa (African eye worm), 1454 nucleotides. RefSeq lists its product as hypothetical. Gene Ontology annotation, cellular component: cytoplasm. The coding region runs from base 1 to 1449 and encodes 482 amino acids. NCBI's taxonomy places the organism in Eukaryota, Metazoa, Nematoda, Chromadorea, Rhabditida, Onchocercidae. The transcript has 9 exons. The record is from RefSeq and is a predicted model, not a curated record.